Salvia hispanica is the source of this 1322-nucleotide messenger RNA. Its product is annotated as protein SRG1-like. Lineage: Eukaryota; Viridiplantae; Streptophyta; Magnoliopsida; Lamiales; Lamiaceae. The record is from RefSeq and is a predicted model, not a curated record.
CCCUCUUACACUGCAGUCAUUCCAACAAUCACUCUUUCCACACUUUAGCACAAAGCUAAAUAAUUUCCUAACACAAAAAUGGCCACCGCCACUUCUGUCCAAGAACUAUCCGGCACCGUGAGCAGCCCGCCCGAGAAAUACCUUCUUAAAGACGGGAUAGGCGGCCCCAACUUCCCAUUGCUCGCAGUUCCGGCCAUCGAUCUCAGUCUUCUCACUGCAUCAUCUCCUCAAGGGGAAAGGGAACUGGAAAAACUCAAGCUUGCUUUCAGCUCUUGUGGUUAUAUUCAGGUGGUGAAUCAUGGCAUGGAUGAUUCUUUCUUGGAUGAAGUGCACAGUGUUACCAAAGAAUUCUUCUCACUUCCUAUGGAAGAGAAAAUGAAGUGUGCAAGGCCUAAGGAUGAUAUUGAUGGUUAUGGAAACGACACCGUUUACUCUGAUAACCAGACUCUUGAUUGGAAUGAUAGAUUGUACCUUAAUGUCAAACCUGAUGCCAUCAGAAAACUCAAAGUUUGGCCACAAAAUCCCAAAAAUUUUAGAAAAGUGUUGCUGGAAUUUAGUGGUGAGCUUGAAAAGAUGAAUGAGGUGCUAUUGAGGGCAAUGGCUAAGUCCCUAAAAUUGGAGGAUGAAGAGUGCUUUGUGAAUCAGAUGGGGGAGAAUCAGACCGUGCUUUCGCGGUUCAAUCUGUAUCCGCCGUGUCUGAGGCCGGACGCGGUGCUGGCUGCGAAAGCGCACGGCGACGCCUCGGCCAUGACGUACCUCUUGCAAGAUAACAAGGUUGAAGGGCUGCAAACCCUCAUGAAAGAUGGCCAGUGGUACAAAGUUCCCAUCAUUCAUAAUGCUAUCCUCGUCAACACUGGUGACCAACUCGAGAUAAUGAGUAAUGGGAUAUUCGAGAGCCCAAUACACAGAGUUGUGACAAAUCCAGACAAAGAGAGGAUCACCAUAGCUAUAUUCUUUGGUCCUGACCCAACCAGCGAAAUUGGGCCUCAUCAAGGAUUAAUUGAUGAAAAGAGGCCCAAAUUAUUCAACAGUGUUGUGGACUAUACUAGUAACUAUUUCCAGUCUUUCCAGACAGGGAAAAGGCCCAUUGACCUUCUCAGACUUUAAUUAUGUAGGACUACUACUUAAUCAAGUGUUUAAUCACUCCUUCUAUGAUAAUAAAACACUAAAUAAAAUAAUCCAUGUAUGUGGCCUAUAUGUGUGAGUGAGUGUGAAUGUGUGUGUGAGAGAGAGAGACUAUGUAUUUGGUUAUUUUUGUUUUGGAUACUUCCUUCAUAAUAGAGUUUACUUGAAUAAUAAUAUAUGGAGUCAUUUUUAAUGCA